Molecule: messenger RNA, 1734 nt
Organism: Psilocybe cubensis
Lineage: Eukaryota; Fungi; Basidiomycota; Agaricomycetes; Agaricales; Agrocybaceae
Exons: 2
Coding region: 1-1734 (577 amino acids)
Source: RefSeq, a predicted model, not a curated record
AUGACUCACGGAGAGGAAAAACUCACGUUUUCAAAAAUACCAAAAGCGACCAAAGUACCUGCUGAGGAAGCACCCCGGCGAAGCACACGAGAGAACGUUGCAAAGAACACUGCGCAGUCCUAUUCGUUAGCAGAAGCCCGAGCACUUGCUCAAAAACAAAAAGCAGAAGCCACUGCUACCAAACCAAAAGCUAGGAGAUCAAUCCUAAGUAAAAAGCAGCCGUUAAAAGAGCUCGCAACCGCGCUAACUGAAAUCGAAAGAACUGAGUUAAACGCAUCAGCGGAAGAGUCAUUUUAUCAAACUGCUUCUGAAGAGAUAAACCCACAAUUUACGGUCACAAAGACAUACAAAAUGAAAGAUCUACCUACCACUAAAGAAAGGAGUGCGCCUAAAUUUAAUGAAAGCGAACCCACAGAGUUGUUAAGGUACCUAGAGGAGGUAGAAGAGUUGUUCAAAAAGUAUGAUGUAACUGAAGAAAAAGAUAAAAAGAAGACAGCCUGUAAAUACGCGCCGGCGGCCACAGAGGCGGAAUGGAAAGCGUUCAGUUCUUAUGACAAAGGGACGUGGAUAGAAUUCAAACGAGACCUGAUCGCCAGUUAUCCAGAAGUGGUGUUGCUGCAUAGAGGUUCGAUUGCAACACUGGAUAAAUUGUGCAAAACCUACAAAGGAAAUAACCAGUUGGAAUCCAACGAAAGCACCCGCCUAGCAGCUUUCGUAAGACCUUUUCGCGCAGAAGCAGUAAAGCUUCUCAAGGAUCCUGCGUUGGUAUCCAACCGAGACCUGGUGACAAGGUUCAUGGGAUGUUUAAGUGACGAAUUUGCGAGAAGAGUUAGCAUCAAAUUAGACUCUGACUCAGACACGAAAAAUGCGAUUAGAAAACUCACUGCUGCGGCACCCGCUGGGGAUGGAAUUCCCCUAAUCGAAGAAUCGGCCUUCAUCAGAUGGGAGGACCGCCACAGCUUGCCUGAUGUAAUAGCAGCUGCUACCAAUAUCGCGGAAAUGGGGGCUUGGUCACGUACGGGUGAGACUCGAGUAGUACCCAACGAACAACGCACAUAUGGGGCUGAUCAGCUAGCUAGCACGAACCGCUCCGAGACCACUGUAAAAUUGGAAGAAACGAUUGCGCAACUCGCGGAUACGGUACUGAACAGUGAGAAGCAACGGGCGGCGGAAUAUAGGCAACUGCAGGAUGCACAGAUGAGACAGUAUCAAGAGUUUCAAAGCUUUAUGUCAUCGUUCAGGCAAAAUACGAACAUGAACUCAUCAGCGCCAGUUGGUAACAACUAUGGGGCGCCGAGGGUAAGAACAAAUCAGAAUAAUGGUUGCUACUAUUGCAAAGAAGAAACACACCAUAUCUACGAGUGUCCCUACAUCAAAAAGCAUCUGGAACUUAAGUGGAUCAUAAAAAAUCACGACAACCACAUUAGGUUGCCGGGAGGUUCACAGAUUCAUACAGAUGGCGUGAAAUCUCGCAAAGACAUAGUUGAACAACAGAACUAUAAAACACCAGGGGUGAUACCAGCAGCAAAAAUCAGUCAGAUGUAUAACCACCAAGAACGAGACUCACCAAUGGACGAAGCUCACUACAGACUUCACAGGCAGUACGAGCUUUCGAAAUCGCUGAGAUCGUUAACGGAAAACUUUGGUGAAGAUGCAUUGGAAGCAGUGCUAGAAGAGAGGCGGCGUUAUGCGGUUAAUGAAGAAGAAGAGCCAGCCCUGGCAAAUUUUCCUUAA